CGCCUUCAGGCUUCAAUUCCCUCACUCCAUUCCCCACUUCCCCAUUUGCAACCAAAAAGAAAUAACAAUGGCCAGGCUCUCUAGCAUCAUUGCCCUCUUCGCAGUUGCACUGCUGAUUGCAGAUGCCUACGCCUACCGCACCACCAUCACCACCGUGGAGGUGGACGAGGACAACCAAGGUCGGCAGGAGAGGUGCCGCCACAUCAGGCCCCGCGAGCAACUCCGCAGUUGCCAGGACUUCCUCAGGCAGCAGGGCGGCGGCAGAAGAGAAAUUUUGGAGAACCAAUGGGGGAGAGAGCAAGGCUUGGAAGAGUGCUGCCGACAACUGAGGAACGUGGAAGAGCAGUGCAGGUGCGAUGCUUUGGAGGAGGUUGCUCGUGAGGUACAGAGCCAGCAGCAUGGCCAACAAGGAAGCCAAAUUCUACAGCAUGCAAGGAUGUUGCCAUCCAUGUGCCAAAUCCGCCCACAGAGAUGCGACUUCUAAGCACCCUCUUAAUUUUCUAGCCUACGCACUCCAAAUAGCACAUUCUACCGUGCUUUUUAUCUUAUGUUUUAAUAAAUAAAGCCUUUAAAUAGCUCUGGCUCUUGCUCCUACUAAAUAACACUUUUUGUGUGCGAAACUUUGCUUUA
Momordica charantia (bitter melon) is the source of this 630-nucleotide messenger RNA. RefSeq names its product 2S seed storage albumin protein. Gene Ontology annotation, molecular function: nutrient reservoir activity. NCBI's taxonomy places the organism in Eukaryota, Viridiplantae, Streptophyta, Magnoliopsida, Cucurbitales, Cucurbitaceae. The record is from RefSeq and is a predicted model, not a curated record.